Messenger RNA from Xiphophorus hellerii (green swordtail), 2037 nucleotides. Its product is annotated as CDK5 regulatory subunit-associated protein 1-like. Gene Ontology annotation, molecular function: 4 iron, 4 sulfur cluster binding; tRNA-2-methylthio-N(6)-dimethylallyladenosine(37) synthase activity. The record is from RefSeq and is a predicted model, not a curated record. The transcript has 13 exons. Bases 180 to 1928 code for a protein of 582 amino acids. Gene Ontology annotation, biological process: tRNA modification; negative regulation of cyclin-dependent protein serine/threonine kinase activity. Lineage: Eukaryota; Metazoa; Chordata; Actinopteri; Cyprinodontiformes; Poeciliidae. Gene Ontology annotation, cellular component: mitochondrion; cytosol.
AAACAUCUUCGGCUGCACGUUACGUCGGGAGCUUAAAUGACAUUUACUCAACUUGCUACACCCCUUUAUUUUUGUAACUUAAGACAUAGGAGUUAAAGAAAUUGCGGAUAUUAGUCCUACGUCUUGCUAAAUAAACUAAAACCUCUGAAUUUUAUUACACAGGAAGCUCUUAAACAAGCAUGAGGACUGUAAAGCCCCUUCUUUGCGUCUCCAAACACUUGGCUCCUCUCAGGUGGCUCUCCAAACCCAGAAACUGUUCAAAUGCCGCCAGAGCCAGCUCAGGAGAGAAGAAGACAGGUGUCUCCGACAGCUUCAGGAGGCAGGUAGCUUCCGGUCCGCGUUUUCAGGACUUUAUUAAAUCUCCUCCAGUGACUCUGGCUGUAAAUUGCGAACACACCGACGAACAUUAUCUUUCUGAGGACUUGGGGCUGCUGGGGGACGCAAGGAAAGUGUAUUUUGAAACUUAUGGAUGUCAGAUGAAUGUAAAUGACACAGAAAUAGCCUGGUCCAUACUGCAGAAGAAAGGCUAUCAACGGACAGCUGAUUUGAAACAGGCAGAUGUGGUCCUCUUGGUGACCUGCUCUAUCAGAGAAAAGGCCGAACAAACCAUUUGGAACAGACUCCAACAACUGACAGCCAUGAAGAAGAAACGAUUAAAGACCAACUCGCCAGUGAAAAUAGGCAUUUUAGGCUGCAUGGCUGAGAGGCUGAAGACUGAGCUGUUGGAGCGGGAGAAGCUGGUGGACGUCCUGGCCGGCCCCGACGCCUACAGAGACCUUCCUCGACUUCUAGCCGCCGCCACCGCCGGAGGUCAGCAGGCGAGCAACGUGCUGCUGUCUCUAGAGGAGACCUACGCAGACAUCAUGCCCGUCCAGCAUGCCAGUCAGGGCCGCAGUGCUUUUGUCUCCAUCAUGCGAGGCUGUGACAACAUGUGCAGUUACUGCAUUGUUCCCUUCACCAGAGGUAGAGAGAGGAGCCGUCCCGUCAGCUCCAUCCUGGAAGAGGUUCGGAUGCUCUCUGAACAGGGUGUGAAGGAGGUGACUCUGCUGGGUCAGAAUGUGAACAGCUACAGGGACACGUCAGAGGUUCAGUUCUGCGGCUCGGAGCGGACCAAGCUGAGCCGUGGCUUCAGCACCAUCUACCGAGCCAAACAGGGAGGCCUGCGCUUCUCCGACCUGCUCGACCUCGUGUCGCGCAUUGACCCCGACAUGAGGAUAAGGUUCACUUCCCCUCACCCCAAGGAUUUUCCUGAUGAGGUUCUGCAGCUGAUUGCUGAGCGACAGAACGUUUGUAAGCAGAUCCACCUUCCGGCUCAGAGCGGGAGCAACCAGGUCCUGAAGGCCAUGCGCCGGGGUUACACGAGAGAGGCCUACCUUGAUCUGGUGGACAAUAUAAAGCAAAUCAUCCCAGACGUGAGUCUCAGCAGCGACUUCAUCUCAGGCUUCUGUGGUGAAACGGACGACGACCAUCAGCAAACUCUCUCCCUGAUCAGAGAGGUGGGCUUCAACGUGGGCUUCCUGUUUGCUUACAGCAUGCGAAAGAAGACGCACGCCUUCCAUCGGCUGCAGGAUGAUGUCGCGCCGCAGGUGAAGCAGCGCCGGCUAGAGGAGUGCAUCAGCGUUUUCAGAGAGGAAGCAGAGAGAGUGAACGCUGCUGUCGUUGGCAGCACGCAGCUGGUGCUGGUGGAGGGAGAAAGUAAAAGGUCUGCCGAGGAUCUGUGUGGGAGAACUGAUGGGAACAUGAAAGUGAUUUUCCCCAAAGAAGAUGUUGCCGUUCAGGCUUCUGCGUCCAACACCGCACCGAUCCGUGGGGGAGGCUAUGUCCUGGUGAAGAUCCUGUCAGCCGGCUCCCAGAGCCUGAGGGGCCGGGCCCUCAGUCACAGCUCCCUGAUAUCAACACCGACCCCCAGCUGUGAUGGAUACAAGUGAUGCUAUAAACCACUAAUGUUCAACUUUAUACGCUUUUAUCGUCAAGAAUAGUUGUAUUUAUUUGACUAAAAUCCAGUUAUUUAUUAUGAUAAAUAAUCGUUUAACUAUU